This is a messenger RNA of Dichomitus squalens LYAD-421 SS1, 1533 nucleotides long. RefSeq lists its product as uncharacterized. The coding region runs from base 80 to 1384 and encodes 434 amino acids. NCBI's taxonomy places the organism in Eukaryota, Fungi, Basidiomycota, Agaricomycetes, Polyporales, Polyporaceae. The transcript is spliced from 12 exons. The record is from RefSeq and is a predicted model, not a curated record. Gene Ontology annotation, cellular component: membrane.
GCGCAUACACUCUUCUCAUCAUAUCUGGGCGUGGAAAGAUAGACGGAAAUUACUGUCCGUGAAAGACCGAGACCGCAGCAUGCCGUCGACGAGCAGGAUGCCCUAUGCAGCAAACACCCCGGACCGAUCGGCAUUCGAUGUGUCAAUCCCCCUCUCUCCCCAAGUCUCCUAUAUACCGGCACCCACAACCUCGGACACCGCAGAUCCGACGUCAUCGUAUGUGCGAAUACUGCGUGAAGCUUCCAGGUACAAGAGGCGUGCCCGCGAGGUCUUUGAGAGCAACAUAGGCUUGCUACUCGUCGCUUCCGCCCAACUGUUCUUCUCUUUGAUGAACGUGGGGGUGAAGCAGCUGAAUAGCCUCGACCCACCUGUGCCCGCGGUUGAGCUGAUCUUCGUGCGAAUGGCUAUCACUUGGGUGUGUUGUGUGUCAUACAUGCACAUCAUGAAGGUUCCGGACCCAUUCUUUGGUCCGAAGGGUAUUCGAUGGUUUCUGGUUCAGCGCGGGCUCUUUGGCUUCAUGGGCAUUUUCGGCCUGUACUACUCGCUUCAAUACCUGUCGCUUUCGGAUGCCACAGUCCUGCAGUUCUUAUCUCCUAUAUUCACCGCAGUUGCGGGAGCUAUCUUCCUGCACGAGACGUUCUCGUAUCGUGAAUUGUUGGCCGGACUGACCAGCCUAGUAGGGGUAGUUCUCAUCGCACGUCCACACUUUCUGUUUGGUGCGACCCCGAAUGAAGCGCCAACACUUCCUGAUGACCUAAUGAAGCGGGUUCCGGAUGCCCAAGUCACUCCUGCACAGCGUCUUUUGGCGGUUGGCAUUGCAUUGUUCGGUGCGGUCGGCGCGGCGGGAGCUUACACGACCAUCCGUCUCAUCGGAAAACGCGCGCACGCGCUACACAACCUGGUUGCGUACUCCAUGCUGUGUAUGAUCGUCACCUCCAUGGCGAUGAUAGCACUCAGGAUCCCUGUCGUUGUCCCCAUGAGAUGGGAUUGGCUCCUGAUGCUUUGUUUCAUAGGGCUUGCAGGAUUCAGUGGCCAGGUAUUGCUCACCAUGGGCCUUCAACGCGAGACGGCCGGACGAGGAUCCAUCGCGGUAUAUGGACAGAUUGUCUUCGCGACGCUGUUCGAGCGUAUCUUCCUCCACACCACCCCGUCCCCAUUGUCCAUACUCGGAACUGUCAUAAUCGUCGGCUCCGCGCUCUACGUUGUGCUCACCAAGAAAACAACACCUGAAGACGGCGCGCGUCCCACAACGUCAGAUGACCCGUCCGUCGAGGAAGGCCUACUCGCAAGCCAUGACACCGACGAGCCUGAAGGCGACACGAUUCAGAGCCAGACGAUUGUUCUCGCUGACAACCAACAGCUGAAGACGAAGGUCUUGAGCUAACGAGCCGUUGAGCAACGCCCGACCUAUUGACGCAACCUCUCACACCUCUUGUUAUAUCCAAUCAAAUGUACCUUUCGCAUUUAGUUGCUCCGCUCUGCUUGAUAUGUAGAACUUGCAUUGUUGCAUCAGAUAGCUGUUGUAGAGAUCCC